AUGUGGAGCCCACCCAGAGAGGGGAGUGUUCGAAUCACGGGCGGACAGCCGGCUGGGGUGGGCCAGUUCCCGUACCAGGCCCUCAUCGUCUCCGACGAUGUCGAGAUGUGGGGCGGCUCGCUCAUCACCAGGAAGGCGGUUCUCACCUCCUCGGGGUGCACCAUCGGGCGCCAGAAAUUCGUCGUCCGCCUGGGAGGCAUCCAUAGGACUGAGACGGAGAGCACCGCCUGGAUCGUGGAGUCCAGCUGGGCCCUGACGCACCCGGACUUCAGCAUGUUCGCCUACUACAGCCACAGCGUGGCUGUCGUGUAUCUGCCCGAGGAAGCUCCUCUGAACAGUUUCAUCGGCCUCGUGGCGCUACGUUCGCCUCUCGAGGUCAACGACACCUUCGUGGGAGAAAACGCGAUCAUCGCCGGCUGGGGAUGGCCUUCUCAAACUGGAGACGCUUCAGAGACUCUUCAGUGGACCGAUGUGACGGUUGUUCCCAACAAAGUAUGUGAGCAGUUCUACGAAUCAGGCGCCGUUAUUGAAAGCACACUGUGUGCCGGAAACGAGUACACUGGCUCAUGCUGGGGGGACCUCGGCAGCCCGCUUGUUGUCAAGACCGGCGGAGGCUACAAGCAGAUCGGGGUGUCCAGCUUCCUUCCGGAGGGGGAAGGCUGUGACGUGGCCGGGGCAGCCGCUGCCUACGUCAGAAUCACCUCCGUCCUCGACUGGAUCACCAGCAACGCCAUUAGCGUUUAG
Messenger RNA from Schistocerca serialis cubense, 744 nucleotides. Its product is annotated as venom protease-like. The transcript is spliced from 5 exons. The record is from RefSeq and is a predicted model, not a curated record. Gene Ontology annotation, molecular function: serine-type endopeptidase activity. NCBI's taxonomy places the organism in Eukaryota, Metazoa, Arthropoda, Insecta, Orthoptera, Acrididae. Gene Ontology annotation, biological process: proteolysis. Bases 1 to 744 code for a protein of 247 amino acids.